Molecule: messenger RNA, 4134 nt
Organism: Notothenia coriiceps (black rockcod)
Lineage: Eukaryota; Metazoa; Chordata; Actinopteri; Perciformes; Nototheniidae
Gene: zswim7
Product: zinc finger, SWIM-type containing 7
Exons: 6
Coding region: 3150-3572 (140 amino acids)
Biological process (GO): double-strand break repair via homologous recombination
Cellular component (GO): Shu complex
Molecular function (GO): zinc ion binding
Source: RefSeq, a predicted model, not a curated record
CUCUCCCCUCUCCCAGAACUAUCCUAUCCUCGCUGACUGGUGAGAGUGACAAGUGGAUGGGGUGGUGUCCUUUUUAUUUUUGGUGCUAUGGCGCCCCCAGGCUGUUAGCAAAGAGUUGAAGCAGCAGCUAGUGACAGGCACGGCUCUCCAGAACGAGACUGGAUUUGUUCUGGAAGCACUCACCCAGCCUGAUGGAGACAUGAAACCCUGGCCGAGUGGACGACGUGAGCUGUAGUAAAGAUGAAGAACUUAUUAUGUAAAAAGAAACAACAUAAGAGACUAUUUCAGAUUUUUGGGGAUUUCUGUAAAGAUAUACGUUGUCUUUAAGAAUCAUUGUAUGUAAAUAGAGUAACCUUUUGCAGUGUUUUUCUUAACUUGAUUAUUUCUUAUUUUAAUGUCGCUUUUAAAUUGAUCCACUUUAAACGGGAAGAGGAGGGGUGUAAUCUUUGGUAUCACAGUUGGUCUCUCCCAGUCCGCCCCACAUGACCUGACACCCACGCUAAUAUUUUUACCAUAGCAACGCUGAGAGAGACCUUUUGGUUUGUAUUUGCCCACGAAUGGAGUGCUACCCCCCACCCCUGCGCGCCAUCCACCAAGCUCCACCAGAGCCUGAACAUCGUGGACACGGAUGAACAAUUAAAACAGCAAUUAUUUUUUUUAUCUUCACCACAUAGUGGAGAUGAUGCGUGGAUUGUAACUAUCAGAUGGUAGCGGAAACUUCUCACCCCGUUCUAGACAGAGACAUUUCUUCAAAACAAGUUGAGAACACUGGUGUCAUAGCAGAAAGGUGAAAAGUCUGAUAUAAGCUUAAUUUAGCCGGAUAAGAUAUGACUACUCCUGGACUGCGUCUGAGUAAUUAAAGUGAGCCAAUGCUUUUUUUUCAAUAGAGCUGACCGUGGUGUUUAGCUGUCUCUCUCUGCAGUUUCCAACCUGUCCAGAAUUAUCUGCUCAAAUGUUGUCAUGGUAAAAAAAAUAGUAAGUCAGGUUUUGCCAUGCCUUGUGACUUGAGAAAGAAGGCAGCUUUAACUAAUUUUCUCAGAGAUAUAUGUUGGUGUUUGAUGUUUGUAUUUGUUUCUGUAGUCCCUCUUUUUUUUUUUUUAUACUGUCCUGAAAAAAAUCUGAACUCUGUAAAUUGUCUUUCCAUUACACAAAGACAAAACUAACCAAACAUAAAGAAUGGUCUGCACCAUUGUUGCACUUUUUUGCUUUGUAGCUUUUGACAAGAAAAAAAAGCAUACUACCUGCUGUGUAACUUAUUCAACCUCCAGCAUAAGAGUAUACUAAGAUGUGCUUUAACCUUUUCCCACCACUCACAGAAAUCUGGAUGUUGAAACUUCCUGUGUUUUCCUGUAGCUGGUACAUGAUUUUGUAGUGUUGACGCAUCACAGUUACAGUUUUAAGUGUUUGGUACCGUUAAAUGUUUGCCGUCAUGGUGGCUCAAAACCGUGACCACUUAAUCUCUGCUUUCGUUGUGUCAGUCGAGGCAUAAAGCUUUGAAUUAUUAUAGGUCAAUUUCAUAAAUGGCAGUAACUUUCCGUUGCAGAUGGUGAAAAAUUACCAUGUUUUGUCUUUCAGCUUUGCUCAGUUAACAAAUCCAUUAUGCUCUAAACUUUCCUUUCUUUCCUUUUAUUUUGAUCUUGAAUCAUUUGUCAUAGCACAUGUUCAGAAUUUUUUUUUCAACAUCUUCGUCAUCCAUCCUGUUAAGGAGGGGAUGUUAUGUGUUUACAAAGGCAAUGACAAAAAAGUUUACAAACUUGAAUCUUAAAGAAAUCCGACAUGAAGCCGCAUCUUUUCAGCUCUAACAAACUCGCAGUGGUGACUUUUUUUUUGUUUGUCUUUUUGAAAUUGAGACUUGAAAAUCCGUGUAUCCUAUGAUGUUGAAAUGCAAUGUUUGUAUCGCACAAUGUCUCUUAGUAGGCUAUUACAAGAGUUCAGACCAAUCAAAUAAAGUGGAUCAGUUCUCCACCACUGAAAAAUGUGAGGUGUGCCAUCUAUUAAAUUAACCAAUACCAUUUUAGUUUUUUAGAUUAUGGCCUGAUCAAUCACAACAGUCAUUGACUGACAUGUACCACAACUCUUCAGGAUCCUUUUGAUGUGAAAUGUAAAACGAAAACAUUUUUACCACAGUCUUUAGCAAUUUCAAGUUGCGGUUCAUAACAAAUAAAUGUUAUAGAAAACAAUUAAUCGCAUUCGAGCACCUUCAAAUGCAGAAAAAUACCUUUAUUGCUGCAGUAAAGUGGAUGAGAUAAUGCACAACUAUAGGCCGAUCUCACAGAAGAUAUGUAGGUGCUUUCCAUUUAGGUGAGCCAGUUCCUGGAAUCUGGUAUAGAGCAGUCUCACAGCAGACAUUAUGAUUCAUAAUGGCAGUAAAAGCAAUAGUAGUAAUGAACUUGAUUGUGGUUCUAUUCCAUUCAAGUAUUGCAGUGUGUUAGUGACAUGCACCAGGACCCUGGAAACAGAUGUGGAAUGGAGAAGUAAGAUAUGAUCUUUAAUUUGUCAUUGUACAAGUACAACGAAAUUACAAUAUGAACUCAAGGUGCCAAUGCGCAACAAGACAAUAUAAAAACAACAAGACAGUAUACAAACAAGAAAUGGGACUUAAAUAGACAUGAUAGGGAAUAUGUACAUGUAAACAAAUCUGUGUUCUCAAUAACACUUACAUUUUUGCUAUUAUUUAAAGAUAUAUAUUGCUAUAUUUAAAAAUCUUUGCUAUAUUUUAAAAUAUAUAGCCUGAUAUUAACAUGGCAAUAGUCUGGCGGUGCAUUGGAAAUAUUGUCCUGAAUUUGCAUGAAAGUAUGUCCGGGAUUUGCUCUUCCUUCACAUACACAUGCCCCUAAAGAGACUAUUUUAAGGAUUAAAGCAGGCUAUUUUCCCAAUACUUGUAUUGGCUACUCUUAAAAUCAAAAUUAAAUGUGCCUAUGUAGUAGCAGGAACUUUAAAAUGAACUCUACUUCGUCCUUUUUGAAACGUUGAAAGGCCUAAAAGCUCAAGGGUCUCCGAAGAAAUACAACGCUUGAGGUAUGUUGGCUUUUAUUUUGGAGGGAAAUCAGACAUUCGAACCGGAUGUCGUUAUAUUUUGGUCGCAGUUUAUUGGCUACCGGAGUUGGUGACUUCCUGAAACGAAACGGUCUGAAAAGUGCACAUCCAUAAUGAAGAUGCGUUCGUUCUUACCUGCAGUUGCUGAACAGCUUUUCCGAGAUAUUCAAAAAGCAUACCAGGAAACUUCCCAAAUACCUGAUGACCUGCUUAUUGCGCUGAAGUUUGUUUUCGGGCCGUGUGCGCUGCAGGCUCUGGACCUUGUUGACCAGCACUCAGUCACCUGUCUGUCAUCUCCCAGUGGACGCAAAGCUUUCCAGGUGAUAGGAGGAUCGGGGCGUUUGUACACAUGCUUUGUGUCCUGUCACUACUGCCCGUGCCCGGCCUUUGCUUACACCGUGCUGCGCAGAAAUGAGGGCCCGCUGUGUAAACACAUUCUGGCUGUGUACCUGUGUCAGGCCAUGGCUGUGACUCAGCAGGAGAGCGUGUCUGAUCCGCAGAUGUCCGCACUGUUGAGUGGGACAGCCCCUCUGUGACCCCCAGGGAAAUAUCCAGCAGCACUGUGCCGCCUCGGGGGAGCACGGUGGCCUGAACCAUCAGGAUGAAUGGAAGUGACAGAGCCAGGUAUCGAUCCGCAGCUCCGCCCCCCCCCCGUGCCACAUCAAACACAAGUCAGAUCCCUGCAUCUUUUAAGAGCCGCAGGAGGACAAUAAGAGAGGAACUGAUGGAUGGAAUGCAGCGGUGGACAGUAACUAAUUACAUUCAUUCAAGUAAUGUACUUAAGUAGAAAUUAGAGGUGCUUGUGCAUUACUUAUGUAUUUCCAUUAUAUGCAACUUUGUAUUUUUUACACCACUACAUCUCAAAGGGAAAUAUUUGUACAACACUACAUUUAUCUGACAGCUUUAGUUACCUUGUAGUUCCAGAUUAAUAAUGCACAAUAUCAACCAAAACAUGUCUACAAGUUGCAACAAUAAAAUGAUGAACCCAUUAUGGCAUUAAUAAAUAUGAUACAGUAAUAUAAUAUUCUGAAAUAUGCCCAUGAUGGCUGUUAAGCUUUAAUAAUUAAAUUACAAUCUAGGCGAUGGGGAUACAUUCCA